This is a messenger RNA of Scomber scombrus (Atlantic mackerel), 2945 nucleotides long. RefSeq names its product cyclin Y (gene ccny). Bases 455 to 1504 code for a protein of 349 amino acids. Gene Ontology annotation, molecular function: protein kinase binding; cyclin-dependent protein serine/threonine kinase activator activity. Gene Ontology annotation, biological process: regulation of cyclin-dependent protein serine/threonine kinase activity; regulation of canonical Wnt signaling pathway. The record is from RefSeq and is a predicted model, not a curated record. The transcript has 11 exons. Gene Ontology annotation, cellular component: plasma membrane; cytoplasmic cyclin-dependent protein kinase holoenzyme complex. NCBI's taxonomy places the organism in Eukaryota, Metazoa, Chordata, Actinopteri, Scombriformes, Scombridae.
CAGACUAGCUAAAGUAUCAUGUCCUCAAAUUCAUUCAUGUCGCCAUAACGUAACAGUGUAUCACAAUGUGUUUGAGAAGAUAACUGGACGCUUGGACGGGAAACACAAGGCGGGGGAGUCGACAGUGAAACGAAGCCUGUUAAAUUCAGUUAUAUAGAGGCACAUACGUUGGGUUACUCUACUUAUUUAUUAUCCUACCUUAGCUUUUAUUUUUAUUUUUUUUAUCAGCCUUUUAAAUGGCUCCGCUUGACCAGCUAAGCCUAUUUUAGACUAGGGGAAGGGCGUGUAACGCUAACGGAUACCGGGGCCAGUUUGUAGUUUUGCACCAGGUCUUGUCUAUCUGCGUUACCGCCCCGUUUUCUCUCUCUCUUGUAGUAACGUUAAGAGCAAGGAGAAGGCUAGAGAUUUUUUUUAAAGUGUCUUGCGAGGAAUAUCGCAACAACCUUCUUUCACCAUGGGGAAUACGACCUCUUGCUGCGUGUCGUCGAGCCCCAAACACCGGAGGAACAACCACUCCAGGCUGGAGCCCUAUCGGCCAGAGCCUGAGCUGAGCCGGGAGGACACAGGCUGCAACCUCCAGCACAUCAGCGACAGAGAAAAUAUAGACGAUCUGCCCAUGGAGUACAAUCCCUCGGAUCAUCCCCGGGCCAGCACCAUCUUCCUCAGCAAGUCACAGACAGACGUCCGAGAAAAAAGGAAGAGCCUUUACAUCAACCAUUUCACACACAUUUCGGAGAACAAGCAUCAUCUGGGCCCAGUGAGACGGAAAUACAGCUCAUGUUCCACUAUAUUCCUCGAUGACAGCACUGUCAGUCAGCCCAACCUCAAAUACACCAUCAAGUGUGUAUCCCUCGCAAUAUACUACCACAUAAAGAACAGAGAGGUCGACGGAAGAAUGGUGUUAGACAUUUUCGACGAGAAGCUGCAUCCGCUCUCGAAGACUGAGAUUCCUCCUGAUUAUGAAAAACACGAUCCUGAGCAGAAGCAGAUCUAUCGCUUCGUCAGGACGCUGUUCAGCGCCGCGCAGCUCACUGCUGAGUGUGCCAUUGUCACAUUGGUGUAUUUGGAGAGGCUCCUGACCUACGCUGAGAUCGACAUUUGCCCCUCCAACUGGAAGCGUAUCGUGUUGGGAGCAAUCCUCCUGGCAUCCAAGGUCUGGGACGACCAGGCGGUCUGGAACGUCGACUACUGCCAAAUUCUCAAGGAUAUCACUGUGGAGGACAUGAAUGAGCUGGAGCGUCAGUUUCUGGAGCUGCUGCAGUUCAACAUCAACGUGCCGUCCAGCGUCUACGCCAAGUACUACUUUGACCUGCGCUCCAUGGCUGAGGCCAACAACCUCAGCUUCCCCCUGGAACCCCUCAGCAGGGAUAAAGCCCAGAAACUAGAGGCCAUCUCACGGUUGUGUGAAGACACAUACAAGGACUUGAGGAAACUAGCCAAGAAGCGGUCAGUGAGUGCAGACAACCUGACGGUGGUGCGGUGGUGUCCAGCCAUCAUUUCCUAACACUGGCCGCCGGCAGUAGAUAGACCUGUCAGACGUACUGCAUUUCUGCCUGUUAAGCAGGCAGACCAGGUGGGCAGCAGUCCUGUGGAUCAGUGGGUCUGUCUGCCUGAUAAAACAGGAAAAACACACACAAUCUGGCACUUUUUCAAGUGUGAUCGCCCCCUCGUUGGUUGUUGUACAUAAAAGAGGUCCCACUGGCUACCUGCACUGAACCAAACAGAGCUGAGCUGAACCAAACUGAGGUGUGUGUGAGUGAAAGAUGUUGCAAUGAAGACUGCGGAAGAGAAGAAGACGCCAAGUGGAAAUACAGCUGGCCGUAUGAAAGCCUGCUUCAUAUUAAGGAAAGAAAAUAGGAACAAGCUUAAUAAACGUAACGGAACACACACGACAGCGGUAGCAGCAUUAUGAUAUCCCCUCUGAGGCUCAACUGGCUUGAAUGGUUGACUGAGGGAGGCCGUGUACAUUCCUUUAAUUUUAAUCUUCUGGCUCAGUGAGUUUCUUAGCGGAAACAUGAGCUGAUUUUUUUUUUUUUUUUUUGACAGCUUACAGGCACAUUGAACAUUUUCAAUGCUCAAUUCCUCAAUUUGUUUCAGUGUUUUUGUUGAUGUUUCUUUUUUCUGUUCAUGUGCAUUCCCAUCCAGCAGAAACCUCUGCUAGCAGAUCCAAGCAAACGCAAAGAAAAAUACAUGUACAUUCCACUGUUAGCCUGAGUGUACAGUUGACACAUUAGACUGCAUAUUAUAAGCCCUCCCUGAUAAAAUAUUCAUUUACAUUACAGCCAUUUAACUGAAGUUUUCAUUCAGAGAACCAACAAUGAAGCAAGUCAGUGUUUGAGUGUGUUAGACUCGAGGGCGCUUUGACAGGACCUGGGAAUUCACUCUGUCUUCAUUCAGAUUCAGCCGUUCACUUAAAGCAAUAUUCAUGCACCGCUUCCUUGUUGCGAUCAGAUACAAUGAAGCCUGCAUACUUGGGAAAAAAAGACCGAGUGGAAGAUGAGGGUCCACCACUCUCAGUCAGACGUGAGACAUACUGUAGAGCUUAUGUUGUACUUUAUUCACUGCCAUUGUCCUGACCUGUGGUGCCUGUAAUAAGCUAGUUUAACACUUCUUCUCCCCCUCUCUUCAGGAGGAAUAGAACAAAUGACUGAAGUAUUUUUUCCACAACGUUUUGUAUGGUUCUUCCAGCUUACAAAGAAACAGCACAAAUGGAAUAUCAACAUUUACAAGCCACUAAAAAAAGCAUGAUUCUUCAGGGUUGUUUUUGUUGUUGUUGUUGUUGUUCUGGAGAGGACCUAAAUGAAUGGAAAAGCAUUAUGUGAUGAUUCAAAACACUGCUUACGAAAAGAUAGAUUGUAUACAUUUUGCUAAAUUGUCUCUGUAUAGUGUAAAUACAGUGCCAGUGUGCAAAAUGUGUAGACUGAAGUCGUACUGUAAAAAAACCC